AUGCACGGAUUCUCACCGAAAAUCCUAAGAGCGGGUGGAAUGAAUUGCAAUCUCUGUCGUCUUCUCGUGGCGGUGGUGGUGUUCAUGUUGGCUUGUGAGAGUCGGGGUUUCGAGCAUCUCAAGCAUAAAUUCAAACUGAAAAAACUCGCAAAACUGGCCCUCGCAGCCAAGGUUCUGGUCCCGCAUCUUAUACCGCUCCCCAUUCCGUUCCCGAUCAUAGGACGUCACAAACACAAAGAGUCUUUCAAGAUUAUCGAAGAAGAGGAUCCAUGGAAAGGACAAGGAUGGGAUAUGAAUGAAGGAUGGGAUUUUGGCGCUGAUGCGGGUCAAGACAAGUGGAACUUCGAGGGGACAAGCGGAUGGCAUCAAGUCUCGGGCUGGCAAAAUCAAAUGGCUCCACCGGAGAGCUGGGCGCCCCAUCAGAGUCUCGACGGACAGUUUCAGAAGAAUUCCUUCCCUCAAGAGAGCGUUCCAACCUUGAAGGGUGGCCAGCGGGAUACCUUCGGGUCUGCUGGGCAACAUACCCAUCAAGUCGAAAUUCGGGAAGAGAUAAUCCCGGCCUUGGAAGCGGCAGGGUUCUUCGGGGAUCCGAACGGAGUCAUGACGAAAAUGAUCAAUGGAGCCAAAGACGGGUCCAGCAGAGGUUGGAAAGGAGCGCCCAGCUUCAGAGAAUCCAAGUUCACCGAUAGUCCUCGGGCCCACAGCACCGAGAAUUACGGUUGGUCGUCUCCGGAGAAGACCCACUUCGCUGAGGUGCACGAAGUCAAAGAGAUCAGGGACGCGACCAUCGUGCAACGCCCGCAGUUCGACGUAGAAAACGGCAAGUUUGGGCACUUCGAUGUGAGCGAUGUCCCGAUCCAGCCAAUCGAGGGUCCGCGACAAAGACCCCCGAUAGACCCGUGGCCUCAGAAUGUGGGUGGCAGCCCAUUCGACGAGCCUGCGGUCAAGAAUCAUUUCAAUGCCGGAGAAGAAUCGAAUCGAGCGCGGAAAGAAGCUGACCAUCAAACGGGUUUCGAGAACGUUGCUCCCGAGGACAAGCUAAUCAUCCAAGAGGAACGUCAUCAAGCGGAGGACAGCCGGUCACAUGCGAAUAUAUCCCCGGACACUCCGCACGCCUAUUCCUUCCCGCGGACUCCGAAUCAGCAUGGAUGGUUGCCGAUGGUCAAUCAGGGAAGGCCGCCUGUCGAAAGAGACGCUCACAAGCGAAGUUGA
This is a messenger RNA of Galendromus occidentalis (western predatory mite), 1212 nucleotides long. RefSeq lists its product as uncharacterized. NCBI's taxonomy places the organism in Eukaryota, Metazoa, Arthropoda, Arachnida, Mesostigmata, Phytoseiidae. The record is from RefSeq and is a predicted model, not a curated record. The coding region runs from base 1 to 1212 and encodes 403 amino acids. The transcript is spliced from 3 exons.